Molecule: messenger RNA, 2472 nt
Organism: Morchella sextelata
Lineage: Eukaryota; Fungi; Ascomycota; Pezizomycetes; Pezizales; Morchellaceae
Exons: 2
Coding region: 1-2472 (823 amino acids)
Biological process (GO): protein localization to kinetochore; meiotic spindle assembly checkpoint signaling; mitotic spindle assembly checkpoint signaling
Cellular component (GO): spindle; nucleus; kinetochore
Molecular function (GO): protein serine/threonine kinase activity; protein serine/threonine/tyrosine kinase activity; ATP binding
Source: RefSeq, a predicted model, not a curated record
AUGUCAGCAAGCGUCUCCACCCCCUCCCCCCUCUCAGCACUGACCCGCCCCGCCAAACAACGACGCCAAAGCUCCUACCUCACGCACUCGCGCCGCAGCUCGCCGCUCUCAAUUGGCCGAAUGAACGACUCGGACGAGGACGAGGAGGAGGACGGAAAGGCCCCGCAGCUCAGCGCGCUGGCCCAGAUGCUGCUCAACGACUUCCCCGAGUCGCAGUCGGACCGGGGAUCGCGCACGCCGACCGCCGACCCAAUGCCCGGCGUCGAGUCGGUCAUCCCCCGGAAGCGCAUCAGCUGGGACCGCUCGCCGCCGCCGGCAGCGCGGGACGCAAUGAUGGAGGAGCCGCACACGCACCGCCGCAGCGUCAGCCCCGACUAUGCCGCUGCUCGCGAGCUGGUCACGCCUGCGCCGGGGAGGUAUUCGCGGCGCGUGCUGGGCUCGGGCGGGUCCUCGGGGAACUCGGAGGAGCUGAAGCAGGAGGAGGGCCAGAGCUACUAUGGGAGUGUUGCGAAGCCGAGCGCGAACCAGCCGACCAUGACGAUGCAGCCGUCCACGACGGCGUCGGCGAGCCGGUGGAAGCGCGCUGGGAGGGGGCUCGCGGGGGGGCUUGCGGGGCCGCCGAGGAGGGGCCCGCGGAGGGGGAGCGACCCGCAGGAUAUGGAGGGGUAUGAGGGGUAUGCGGUGGAGGAUGCGGGGAGCGAGCAUAACCCGAUAGAGAUCAAGGAGAUAGAUGAGCCAAGCUCGGGCUCGAGCUCAAAGGGAUUUGGCGGGAAUACGAGUAUGCGCGAGGAGACGCCGGUCGGCGAGGGCUCGUUCUCGAUGAUGUCGAGGAGGUCCAGGAGAUCGAGUCCGGAGACGUCAAUGCAGCAGCAGCACCCGCGCUCAAUGAGCCUGUUUUCAAAUAAUACCCCAGAGGAAAUGCGGUCCGGAUCGCCAGACACUUCAAGGCGCUCCUCUUCCUUGCGGGCUGCGGCGGUUGCGGCGGCGGCGGCAGCAGCUGUGCCCCAGGUUCUGGCAGCAAAGGACAAGGAGAACAUGCCCCCGCCACCCACGUUCCGGCGCCCCACAUCCACCGUGCCAGCUUCAAAGCGGCUGAGUUUUGCCGCGGAGGAGAUUAAACCUGUUGUCUCCGCAGCAGCAUCUCGCGCCCCGUCUCCUGCGGAGGAAAAGGAGUACAAAUCGUUCGCUCCGACUCUGGCGGCAGCAGCAACAGCAGCAGCCGGGUCGCCGGAAAGGAAAAACGUACUGUCGAUGAAGAGCAACAAUACGCCGCUGCGGCCGCCGCCCCCGCCGCCCCCGCCGAAAAUGUCGAUGCUCGAGGCGGUCACGGCGAGCGCGGGGGCGUCGGCGACGGCGGCGCAGCAGUCGUCGAGGAAGCAGCGGUCCGUGGUGCAUGUCAAUGGGAAGCCGUACAGGCGCCUUGACGCGAUCGGGAAGGGCGGGUCGAGCAAGGUGUACAAAGUCAUGGCGGAGAACUUCAAGAUACUCGCUAUGAAGAAGGUGACGUUUACGGCGCAGGACGGCGAGUCGGCCAUCCGGGGUUACAAGGGGGAGAUCGACCUGCUGAAGAAGUUGGCGCAUGUGGAUCGGGUGGUAAGGUUGUAUGACUGGGAGAUUAAUGAUGGUAAACAGUGCUUGACUAUGUUGAUGGAAUGCGGCGAGACCGAUCUGGCAAAGGUGCUCAUGAUGCGACACAACAACGAGGACUCGCAGAUGGACAUCUCCUUCAUCCGCUACUACUGGCGCGAGAUGCUCCUCUGCGUCGAAUCCGUGCACAAGCUCAACAUCAUCCACUCGGACCUCAAGCCCGCCAACUUCCUCGUCGUCCAGGGCCGCCUCAAGCUCAUCGACUUCGGCAUCGCCAACGCCAUCGCCGACGACACCGUCAACGUCCACCGCGAGUCGCAGGUCGGCACCCUAAACUACAUGUCGCCCGAGGCCAUCGUGGACAUCAACGCCGCCUCCGGCAAGGCCAUGGCCAGCGUCGGCGCCCCGCGCCUCAUGAAGCUCGGCGCGCCCAGCGACGUCUGGAGUCUGGGCUGCAUACUGUACCAGAUGACGUACGGCCGCGGGCCCUUUGCGCACCUCACGUCAAUGUACCAGAAGAUCAACGCCAUCCCGGACCCAAACUACGCCAUCGACUACCCGGCCACGGGCAUUGGCGGCGCGCCCGUGCCGGCGUCGCUGGUCGCUACCAUCAGCGGGUGUCUGCAGAGGGACAAGGGCGAGCGGCCGACGAUCGCAAGGAUGCUGUCGUAUGAUGACCCGUUUUUGAACCCGGAUACGUAUCGGCCGGUGAGGGAGGGCGUGGUCGAUAUCAGCUAUGAGGUGCUGAAGAUGCUGAUGGAGAAUACGGUCGAGCAUGUGAGUGUGAAUGGCGCGGCGGAUAAGGAGCGUGUGGCGGCGUGGGCGACGGAUGUGUAUAAGAAGCUGGAGAGGAGGAUGUGGGAGUCGAGGGGCGGGCAGAGGUAG